GCUGCACUUUAUGCAUAAAUAUUGCACACGAAAUACGAAAAGUUAAGAGUUAACUUGAAUUUCAUUUCAUUAGCAGACACAGGCAAAUCUACCGCUCAGAAACAACAUGGCCUCGGCCCGAUCCAAGGGCCGAAUAGACACCGGUCACCUGCCUGCUGGGACAUACCAUCCAGGGCUGGAGCAGAGAAAUCGGAAUAAUGGGAUGAGGGUCGUUCUCGCGACGCCGGAGCCAAGAAGACGGUUCGACAUCCAGACCCAUCUGCCUUCUGUGUUUUCGGUGUGCGUCUAUGUGCUCCUGGUGGCGUCCUUGCUGACCGAGAAAUGGUUCGCCUUCGCUGCGGAUCAUGUCGAUGAGGAGUUUACUGGAUGGGAGGUUUUGGCAAGGAUGUCAGCACGCUUGAUCAACUUCCACGCCUUGCUGGUUCUGCUGAUGAUGUUGCGUGUGACCAUGACCUUAAUAAGUUCAAGGAUACGAAUACCGUUCUGGAUCCCUCUGGACAAACACAUCAAGUACCACAAGGUGGCGGGCAUGGUGCUGUUAGUCUGCAGUCUACUGCAUACUGUUGGACAUAUUGGCAACGCAGCCUGGGCAGUGACGGAGCAUAACCACACACUGGUCGAGUACCUGUUUACGGUACAUCCACACCAUCACCAAGCCAGCUGGAUGGGCGGGACGGCCUACAUCUCCGGCUGGGCCCUCCUAGCCAUACUCCUGGCCCUUAGUCUGUCCGGUAUGCCAUGGGUUCGAGCGAAGAAUUUUCAGGCAUUUUACUUUACGCACCUUCUAUAUCUACCCUUCAUGAUCGUCAUGUUCAUCCACGCGCCGAGUUGCUGGAAAUGGAUAAUAGUGCCUUCCUCCUUAUUGGUGAUAGAAAAGGUCUAUCGGACCAAGGCUGUGAAGCGCCUGGAAUAUGGGAAGAUCUUUAUCCAAGAAGGCGUGCUCUUGCCUUCCAAGGUGACACAUCUCGUUAUAAAACGCCCGGACAACUUCAACUUCACCGCUGGCGACUACAUCUUUUUAAACAUCCCCAAAAUAGCUACGUUCGAAUGGCAUCCGUUUACGAUCAGCAGCGCCCCCGAGGACCCGGAUCAUCUGUGGCUUCAUAUACGCGCUGUGGGAAGAUGGACCAAUAAACUAUAUGAAUACUUUGAAGAAAAACGCGAGAUAGCCAAAAGGAUGAACCUGCCACACAUAAGGAACAUCUACGGUGACGUGGACGGGAUAGAGGAAGAUGCCUCGAGUUUGUCUUCCUUGGAAUCCUCCAGUGAUGGCCAUGGAAUCGAUAACGUGGCUUUUGAGGCGAUUGAUGAAUCGCGUGAAACAAAGAACAACGCCAAGAACGAAGAAAAAUCGCGGCGGAGUAUUACCCACGGGGUAAUCCCGAUUAUCAAAUUUGAUUUGCCGGACAAGGGGAAUGGUAGCGGAUCGGAUAACAUUUCAGAAAGUGAAAGUGAAACUGAGAAUGACAUCGGGUUCGAAGACGACACAAAUAUCGAGGUUGUAACACUUAAAAGUGAUACUGGAAUGGGUAAUGGAAGCUACACGUCCAGCAACUACAGUCUUCAAACCUACUCAGACGAAGACGACGAGUCAUUCAACAUAAAACAAAGCAGAAGGCUAACAUCAUUUCGGAAUUUUUCGGACAGACUCGGAAUACCUGAAAAUUUCCGACAGAAUUUAAGCGGUGGUGUGCAGAAAAAGGUGCAAAGAUCGAAAUCUAUUGAUAAUGCACAUAUCAUGAAGACAGAACUCGACCCGUUUGUCCAGAUUCCUCCCGGAUUUGACCGGAACAGAAGGAAAUCCGCGUGCGCAUUGAAACUCCCGGAAACAGAAGUUGUGAAACAUCUGCAGCGCCGUCUAUCGACGUGGCAGGGCAUGUCCCAUGGGCAAAACUUUGGCCAUCUUUCACAAAUGCCUUUCAUAUACAAAAUGAAUGCUGAUGAACAUAAACCGUCGAUUGACGAAGCACUGGAGGUGUAUAUCGACGGUGCUUACGGUGCCCCCGCCAGUAAUUUCUUCCAAGCCGAGCACGCUGUGAUGAUAGCGUUGGGCAUUGGAGUCACUCCCUUCGCCAGUAUACUACAGAGCAUUAUGAGACGAUAUAACACGGCUAAGCACGAAUGCCCAAAGUGUACACAUUCCUGGAUUGACGAGGACCUUUCAGAUACAUUGGGGUCAUUGAAAAAAGUGGACUUUUUCUGGAUUUCUCGAGGAAUUCGGUCGUUUGAAUGGUUCAGUGAUCUGCUGACGCAGCUGGAGUUGGAGCAACUAGAACUGGUGCCUGGCGCAUCCAUGGAUACAUUCUUAGAUCUCCACAUAUAUAACACAGAGACUGAGAACAAUUUCGGUAUUCGAGAUGCUUUGCUUGCACCCGGGUUGGAACUGGUGAAGCAGAAUAACCUGACUGACGUCAUACCCGGACUUUUGACGCAGGCGCAGAGGGGACGACCUAACUGGAAUGCUGUUUUCAAAGAAAUAAACAAUAACCGCAGGGGGCGUGUGACGGUGUAUUUCUGCGGACCGCGAUCGGUAGCUUCUAUUGUUAAAGGAAAAUGUAUAGAAUACGGCUUCAGGUUCACCAAGGAAAACUUCGGAUAAAUUUCUCACGUUUUAUGUGGUUAUUUAAUAUGGGAUUCAAUUAAUAGUGUUUGCUAUCUAUGUUAGAUGGUACAUUAGGUGUCUCAUAGAUUGUAUGUUACACGGCAUCAUAUGGGUUUUAUAAACUUAAGUGAAUAUAUUAAAGGCAUCCGCUUCGGUUUUAACUGUUAUAAGCAUAAACACACCUUAUGCCUUUAUGCCAUAACACACGUCAAGCUUUUAUUAACAUGCCUUGUUUAUAUUCGUUUUUUUUAUCUAUGAGACUAUACUUUUGAUGAAACUCUGAUAUCUUAAAACAUUCCAAUUAAUGGCAUUCAAUUGAUUAUCUAUGGAUUUUACAUAGAGAAACUGUGAUGGUUAUUUUAAAGUUCUAUGCUUUAUUAAAUGUGUAUAAUAUAAGAUGGCAUGUUGCCUCAUCAACAUAUUUCCGGUGAUAGUAGUUUUCAUGAAUAAUUUCAUUAUUUAUAUUUUAGUAUUAUUUUUAGCAGUCAAUCCUGUACUAGGUAUUUUAUCUACAAUAGUAGAAUCAGCAUCUUUUUUGUUAAACUUGUCUUUUUUCGCAAUCUUUAAAGCUGCACAAGUACCACAAUAAUAACGUUUGAUAAUUAUGAAAUUUUCAAUAUAAAGUCUAUGAUAGUUUUUUCUCAGAAAAUAAGUGACAUUGCAUUUACGGGACUUUUUACUUUAGUUUUAACAUCCUUUGUCAACUUUUGUACAGUGGCUGGUCCUCAAUAUAUUAUAAUCAUUUUAUAUAUCAUACUAUCUGUGAAGUAUACAGUACACGUGUACGCCUCUCAAUUGGUUCACUUAUGCUGUCACUUGGUGACUUUCUCCCUGGCUAUCUGUAUUGCGAAAAAGAAUCGAACUGUUAAUCUUUCCUAUUCCAUAUACACAGUAUAUAUAUGAAUUUAAAAUUAUUUUCUCACUUAUAGAGAAUAUAGAAUAAAUUUGUACUGGUACAAAACAGAAGCUUGUUCACAUUCAAGGCUCGGUAUGUUUGAAAAGAAGCGAUGGAAAUUUGGUUACGGGAAUCAACCAUAUUUUACGGUUAAAUUCCUGAGAUGUAAAACGAAUGCACAAUUAUAACUAUUAAGGAAACAAUAACAUUUUAGUGAUAGGUCUCUAUAUCAAUUAAUAUACAGUCGAAUGUUUUCAUUUUGUAACUAAUUUUCAGCUCCUCGAACUGAACGUCGCAAAACAUCAAGUUCUAAAAAAGGACAAUCAUUAUUUACUUUUGCCAUGGCAUAUCAAGUUUAACUUGGUAAUACUGGUAAAAAAUGUUUUGCAAUCAGUGUACAUGUGUAUAUGAAUCUGUGGAUAUAUUUUACAAAUAAAGUUGGACUUUCAACACACCUAUGUUUCUUAUUAAAUAUCAGAAUAAUACAAGCUGC
Molecule: messenger RNA, 3990 nt
Organism: Lingula anatina
Lineage: Eukaryota; Metazoa; Brachiopoda; Lingulata; Lingulida; Lingulidae
Product: NADPH oxidase 5
Biological process (GO): defense response; superoxide anion generation
Cellular component (GO): plasma membrane; NADPH oxidase complex
Molecular function (GO): superoxide-generating NAD(P)H oxidase activity
Source: RefSeq, a predicted model, not a curated record